Molecule: messenger RNA, 1170 nt
Organism: Trichoderma asperellum CBS 433.97
Lineage: Eukaryota; Fungi; Ascomycota; Sordariomycetes; Hypocreales; Hypocreaceae
Source: RefSeq, a predicted model, not a curated record
AUGUGGCGGAAACAAUGGCGCAAGAAUGGCGGAGAACAGGCGGCCGCUUUGUCAGCUUUUGAGGCGACUUGUAAAAGUGAUCCCCAGGGCGCUGGAGAUGCUCGACCAACAGCCCUCCAAAUCGUGCGGGACGAAGGUGUUGAGGGUAAACUUGUCGGAAAAGUCAUUGUGAUUACUGGAGCCACAUCAGGCAUCGGCAUUGAAACAGCUCGUGCCUUGUCGGCUACUGAAGCAACUCUGUUUCUUACGGCUCGCAAUUUGGGCAAAGGCAAUGAAAGCCUUGCGGGACUUGUCGAACCCGGUCGAGUAUCGCUGGUGGAAAUGGACCUGGAUUCUUUCAAAAGCAUUCGUUCUGGGGCCGAAAAGAUUCUUUCUGCUUCCAGGGGUCAGGUCAACAUCCUCAUCCACAGUGCGGGCGUCAUGGGCAUCCAGGAAUAUUCACUUACCGAGGAUGGAAUUGAGGCACAAUUCUCUGCCAACUAUCUUGGUUUCUUCCUCCUCUUCCAACUACUGAAGCAAGCUCUGCUUGCCAGCAUCACUCCCGACUUGCAUUCCCGUGUGGUGAUUGUCGCUUCGUCUGCUCACCGAGCUGCCAGCCUUGGAAGGGGAGAGAGUUACAGUCUGGAAGAGGCAGAAUACAGUCAUGAAGCUGCAUACAACAACUCAAAACUUGCAGCCGUGCAUCUGGCCAACAAAAUCGAUCGCCUAUACGGCUCUCAAGGACUGCACGCCACCAGUCUGCAUCCUGGAGCCAUCCACACUGCCAUCUCCCGACAUCUGCCGCCAGAGUCUGUGGAAGCCAUCUUGAAAAAUCCGCAUGUUGGGAAAAUAUUGAAGUCUGCCCAGCAGGGAGCGGCAACAACUGUCUGGGCAGCGGUCAGUAAGAACUGGGAGACCAAGGGCGGCAAAUACCUUGAGGACUGCAACGAAGCUGAACGGGGCGUGGAUGACGGCGAGGCUUUUGGCGUGGGAUGGGUUGAGCAAACUUACAAUGUUACAGAGGAGGAUCGUCUAUGGGAAGACUCUCUGAAGUUGGUUGGAUUGGAAGCAGAGCAGGCUUGAUAGGACUGUUUGUAAGAUGUUGGCAUGGAGUUUGCAUCGUGUGUGGAGGACAGACACGGUUUGUCGGUGAUAGAGAGAGACGCGGGGAGCAGUGGGCUGAAUGUACCA